ACGCACUGGACCGCAACAAAAUGCCGAAUAUCAAAAUAUUUAGCGGGAGCUCACAUCCGGACCUGUCUCAGAAAAUAGCAGACCGCCUGGGUCUCGAGCUAGGGAAGGUCGUUACGAAGAAAUUUAGCAACCAAGAAACAUGCGUGGAGAUCGGGGAGAGCGUUCGUGGGGAGGACGUCUACAUCGUGCAGAGUGGCUGUGGGGAGAUCAAUGACAAUUUGAUGGAGCUGCUGAUCAUGAUCAACGCCUGCAAGAUUGCCUCUGCCUCCAGGGUCUCGGCUGUCAUCCCUUGCUUUCCGUAUGCCCGGCAAGACAAGAAGGACAAGGUGGGGAGCCGCGCUCCUAUUUCUGCUAAGUUGGUGGCCAACAUGUUGUCGGUAUCAGGCGCUGACCACAUUAUUACCAUGGACUUGCAUGCCUCACAGAUACAGGGAUUCUUUGAUAUCCCUGUGGAUAAUUUAUAUGCAGAACCAGCUGUGCUGAAAUGGAUCAAAGAGAACAUCCCUGAAUGGAAAAACUGUACCAUUGUUUCGCCCGAUGCCGGAGGAGCCAAGAGAGUCACCUCCAUAGCAGACAGGCUGAAUGUGGACUUUGCCCUUAUUCACAAGGAGAGGAAGAAGGCAAAUGAGGUGGACCGCAUGGUUCUCGUUGGAGAUGUGACCGAUCGAGUCGCUAUUCUAGUGGAUGACAUGGCUGACACAUGUGGCACAGUCUGUCAUGCUGCUGACAAAUUAAUUUCUGCUGGUGCCACCAAGGUGUAUGCCAUCCUAACCCAUGGCAUCUUCUCUGGCCCAGCUAUCUCACGCAUCAACAAUGCCUGCUUUGAAGCUGUGGUGGUCACCAAUACAAUCCCUCAGGAGGAGAAGAUGAAGCAUUGUCCCAAAAUACAGGUUAUUGACAUCUCCAUGAUCCUUGCCGAGGCCAUCCGUAGAACUCACAACGGCGAGUCUGUGUCGUACCUUUUCAGCCACGUUCCCUUGUAACAAAUGAUGUCUACUUUGCGCUGUUACACCAAAUAAGAGAAGAGGGAAUUCUCCAACCCAAACACAUCCAUUCGCAAAGAUGUUCUGCUAACUAACUGAAAAAAGAAAGGGAAAAAAAAAGAUGAACUGUCAUGUCUGUUAGUACUAAUGCUGACCCCCCCACUUAAGUCCCCUUCCCCCUUGAGCAGUGUCCCUUCGUGUCUGGGCACCAAAGCAAUUGCAACCUACCAAUUUAGGCCAGGAUAUUUAUUGUACUUGGAUAAAUAGGUGUUUAUCCACUGUGAACUCCCCCCUCCCCCCCUUCAUAACAUUUAGGUACAGAGUUUCUCCUGACCAUGUCACCUCUCCAGAGGGCUGUACUACAAAGAGGGUUCAACGGCCAUGGUUCUUUGCCUUCGCUAGCUCGACUAACCCUGAUCAGAGAUAACGGAAAAUGCGUCAUCAACUUGCUUUGUCGACCCAGGCUUUAUAUCGCACUCUGUUUUGGUCCAAACAAAUUUAAAUUAAUUUGAUUGAACAUUAAUGAUGUUGAAUGCCAAUAGAUUACUAUAUUUUCUAAUCUGUUGUAUUAGUUGAAAUACCGGCAGUGUAAAACGGACUUCCACAAAUCAGGACCGAGCAUAAAAACAUCCAAAGUGGUAAUGUAAUGGUCUGAAGGCAUUGUACUGCACUUCAUAUGCAAGUAGAGGUCAUACUGAUUAAUAAUAUAGUGAACUGCUUUGGCUUCUUCAAGCCAAUGUGGGCAAAUGGCCAGAGAACACUACAGAGCUGCAACAACCUUGUGAAUACAAUAAAUCUGUAUUCAUACUUCGAUUUUCUGCAUCACCAACUGAAUGCAUAUAGGUUCCUGUGGCAAUGCGAUGCACAGUUUGUGAUACUGUAAUAGCAAGACUGUGUUCAGUUUCAUCAAUGUAACUUUAUGGCUCUACAAGUUUGCAUAAGGUAUUGCAUAAGAAGUUGAUUAGUGAAAGGUGAUUUAUAGCCAAUUUCAAGCUUAAACUGCUCCGGACCAGGUUAGGUCUGCAGCAUGACUUCCCAUGGCGAUCUAGUCGGGUUAAAAGAGAGCCGUCUUUGUAAAACGGCAAUUUCUGGCUUUAGGCUCAACUCCUUGCUAACCCACAAAUCUUGCUUUGUAGUACAGCCCUCAGGUUUCUUUUAAAAAUAUAUGGUCAACAAGCUUGUAUGAAUAUCCCUGGCUGGUUCCAAUGGUCAGGAGAUGCAUCUGCCAUACAAAGCUGUUACAUUGCUUUUUGUUACAAUGAACUGGUGUAGUUGUUCAUGUUGCUCCUGUGUUCUCUGCAGUUUAAAAGAAUAUAAUUGAUGAAGUGAAUGUGUAUUAAACUAGUUUACAGUGCCACUGAAGCUCCACUCAACCCAAGAGUGCCUCAGCAGUCUGAAAUGGAAUUACUUUUUCCUCCAGUCUCCUCCUCCCCACCCCGUUCCUCCCAUUGAGCUGUGUUUAAUUUCUCACCGGAUGAAGAACUUUCUUGUGUCUUCUUAGGCAGUAAAAUAUGUUCUGGGAUGUUUAUUUCAACUUUUGAAGUGCCCUCCAUUGAAUGGGGUGUGACCAGGAGGUUCUACUUGAUGGGCUAUUUAUAGAGAAGCUGUUUGGGGUCUCUGCAGGCUGGAGCGUCCUUAAGAAAUGUUCACCUGCGUUUUAUUUUCUUUUUCAUUUUUGUCUUUUUGUAUGGAGGAAGGAUUUGUCAAUGUGCAUUUCCAAAGCUUUGUGUUUACUUUAGUAGAGUGAAUGCACCGGUUAUCUGAGGAUGCGUUCUUAAUAAAAAUGAAAUAUGCCUAAAAUCUUAAAA
Molecule: messenger RNA, 2791 nt
Organism: Cyclopterus lumpus (lumpfish)
Lineage: Eukaryota; Metazoa; Chordata; Actinopteri; Perciformes; Cyclopteridae
Gene: prps1b
Product: phosphoribosyl pyrophosphate synthetase 1B
Exons: 7
Coding region: 21-983 (320 amino acids)
Biological process (GO): purine nucleotide biosynthetic process; 5-phosphoribose 1-diphosphate biosynthetic process; ribonucleoside monophosphate biosynthetic process
Cellular component (GO): cytoplasm; ribose phosphate diphosphokinase complex
Molecular function (GO): magnesium ion binding; ribose phosphate diphosphokinase activity; ATP binding
Source: RefSeq, a predicted model, not a curated record